This is a messenger RNA of Habropoda laboriosa, 1024 nucleotides long. RefSeq names its product survival of motor neuron-related-splicing factor 30 (gene Spf30). Gene Ontology annotation, biological process: regulation of alternative mRNA splicing, via spliceosome; mRNA processing. The coding region runs from base 128 to 841 and encodes 237 amino acids. Gene Ontology annotation, cellular component: precatalytic spliceosome; nucleus; cytoplasm. Gene Ontology annotation, molecular function: RNA binding. Lineage: Eukaryota; Metazoa; Arthropoda; Insecta; Hymenoptera; Apidae. The transcript has 6 exons. The record is from RefSeq and is a predicted model, not a curated record.
UAGAGGGUAGGGUGUUCACCAGUGUUCACUUUUGCUUGCUUUUCUGACAGUAGUAUUAGGAAAGAAAAAAACGGCUGAUAGACGUUAUAUUCAUCGUUGAUAAUACGCUGCUGAUUUAGGUUUCACGAUGGACGAUUUACAGAAUUAUAAACUGCAGCUUCAACAGGUGGAAGCAGCUCUUACCACGGAUCCUACUAAUGAAGAACUCUUGAAACUGAAAAUCGAUCUUGAGGAAGUAAUAGAGCUGACACAUGAUUUAAUUAAAUCACAACAACAGGAAAAAAGGCAAGCCAAUGGCAUGGAUGCUAAAGAUCCUAUUUUACUUGCAGUUCUGGCCAAUAAAUGGAAGGUUAGUGAUCAGUGCAUGGCACCCUGGAGUGAAGACGGCAAAUAUUAUGAGGCAACUAUAGAAGCAAUAAGUGAAGACGGCGUUGUUAAUGUAACUUUUAAUGAAUAUAAAAACACAGAUGUCACAAUGCUUAGUCAAUUAAAGUCAGUAGCUAAAAGGCCAGCAUCAGAUUGGGCAGAUCAAAAGUCAAAGAAAAGAAAAAUGCAAGCUGCUGCAGUAGCAGGUUCAGAUCCUAAUAAACAAAGAGAAUACCUUAAGAAAAAGAAACAAAGAAAGCUUCAGAGAUUUAAAGAACUCGAAGAGGAACGCGAAAUGGAGAAAAAUAAAUGGCUGGCAUUUACAAACAAGUCUUCGAAAAAAGGAGUCAUUAAGAAGAGUAUAUUUGCAACACCAGAAAAUGUAAAUGGCCGAGUCGGAAUCGGCACGUGUGGCGUAAGCGGUCGAGAAAUGACGAAAUUCAGUAAUGGCGAGAAAUGGAGGAGGGGAGCAUGAAUACUAUUGUAAAUACGCAAUUUAAUACUUCGUGAAAUAGAACUAUCGAUUAUUGUUAUUACGCUGAAACCAGUUCUCGAAAGAAUUGAGGAAACGUGUUUUGUGUUGUGAGAAUGUUACCGAGUACAUGAAUGGGGAGUGUUUAGCGGUAUUUUUAGAUUGCGUGUAGUAAUUAUGUUACGG